GGGGUCGCUGCGCGGCCGCUCGGGGACCGGCCCGGCUGGGCUCGCUCGGGGCUCGCUGCAAGGUGCCGGCAGCUGCAGCAGGAAGCUCCGCUCCGGACACGUAGCCGGGAGGCGAGCAGCGGCCGAGGGGCUCCGGGUCCCCCCGUCCCCUGGGCGCGCACCGAGGGCUCUGUCCGGGGGGCCCCGGUCCCUCCCCGCGGGGCGCUCCGGGCUCCGCUCGCCUUCCCGCGCCCAGGGCGCACGGGGCUCCGGCCGUGCCAUGAACCGCUGCGCCCUGCUGGGGCUCUGCCUGCUCGGCUACCUGAGCUACCUGCUGCUGGGCGCCCUGCUCGUCUCCUCCAUCGAGCGCCCGUACGAGAGCCGCCUGCGGGCCGAGCUGCGCGACCUCAAGGCCGCCUUCCUGGGGGCCAGCCCCUGCCUGAACGAGAGCGCGCUGGAGCGCUUCCUGGAGCGGGUGCUGAGCGCCAACCGCUACGGGGUGUCGGUGCUGCGGAACGGCUCGGCCGGCGCCUCCAACUGGGACUUCGCCUCCGCCUUCUUCUUCUCCAGCACCCUGGUCACCACCGUGGGCUACGGCUACACCACGCCGCUCUCGGACUCCGGCAAGGCCUUCUGCAUCUUCUACGCCCUGCUGGGCGUUCCCUUCACCAUGCUGGUGCUGACGGCCACGGUGCAGCGCCUGGCCCGGCUCCUCACCCACCGGCCCCUCGCGUACCUGCAGCUGCGCUCUGCCUACAGCCACCGGGCGCUGGCCCGGGCCCACUUCCUGCUGCUGCUGCUGGCCGUGCUGGUCGCCUUCUUCCUGCUGCCGGCCGCCGUCUUCAGUGCCCUGGAGGAGACCUGGAGCUACCUGGAUGCCUUCUACUUCUGCUUCAUCUCGCUGUGCACCAUCGGGCUGGGCGACUACGUGCCGGGCGAGCAGCCGGGCCAGAGGCUGCGGGCGUUGUACAAGGUCUCGGUCACCGUGUACCUGCUGCUGGGCCUGAUGGCCGUGCUGCUGGUCCUACAGACCUUCCACAAGGCGGCCGACCUGCACGGCCUCACCGACCUCCUCCUGCUGCCGGCCGAGCACCACCGCGACCAGGAGCCCAUCCUGGAGGCCGAGGCGACGCCGGAGGAGCCGGCGCCAGGCGCGAAGCUGCCACCCGCCAGCAGCCAGCUCAACACGGGCAGCCGUGCCAACUACUCCUCCAUCAGCAGAUAGCGGCAGCCCUGCCCCCGGGGGCUGCUCUGGCUGGCCCGGGGUGUGGGCUGCCGAGGUGGCUCCGUUCUCGGGGCAGCUCCCUCAGGGACCGUGCCUGCGUCUGCGGCCGGCUCUGGCUCUGGCUCUGGCGUGGGCCCGUCUGCAUGUUGGGGGGGAGGUCGCGCGGGGUUUUAAUAAGCACCUCCCUGUUUUCACCCUGUUGUGUCCCCGGGCAGGGGGCUGGGACCUGCCCUGGUUCCCAGCCCUGCCGUGCUGGGGCCCCUGGAGCCGGCCCAUCACCCCCAGCGCCAUGGGCUCUGGCUGAUGGAGGGAGGGGGAAGGCGACGCUCUGUGUGACGGGCUGAGCCCUGCGGGCCGAGCAGGGACCUGGCCCAGGCCCAGGUUGAGCAAAUUCUGUGCAUGCCUGAGGCUCGGGGUCAACGCCCCGGCUGCCCCCAAAACUGCCCCUCCCCCCACCCGGGCUCUGAGCCCCCUGCAAGGGGCAGCGUGUCACGGGGCACCCCCAAGGGAGGGGAAGCCCCUUUCCCUGGGGGGCCCAGCGGUCUGUGCGGCCGUGGCAGAGACCCCAGCCCUGGGAGCGGGGAUCCCUGGCAGGACCAGCGAGGUGGGGGCAGGGCCGGCUUUAGCAAGGGCGGGGCCCAAUUCAUACUCACCCGGCGGCACUUCGGCGGCGGGGCCUUCACGCGCUCAAGGGCCCGGGGUGCCGCUGGGUGAGUAAAAAGGCGCCGGCGUGGGGCCCGAUUCUGGGGAGUCGGGCGACUCGGCCUAAACCCGGCCCUGGGUGGGGUGACUUUCUGGUGCUUUGGCAGGAGCCAGAGGGGGUGGGGAGCUGUGCUGGGUUGGGGGCCCCGUGUCCCACCCCCAGGCCUGGGGGGCCCAUCUAUGAUGCGACGGCAGCUGCUCCGUACCCUGCACUGCUGGUGGUGCCUGCACCCUCCCCAACUUUUUAACGAGCCGGGUUGAACAGUCAUGGGGGUUUUGCCUGGCACCCCUCAGGGAGGGUUCUGGGGCCACCACAUGUGCAGGACAGAGCGUGGCAAGACGGGCACGGCCCACGAGGGGUGAUGGCCCCUCCCAGCCUGCCUCGUGCCACCCCUCAGCCCUGACAGGGCGUCGCGUGGCAGCACCCAGGACUCAGCCUGGGGGGACGGGGACGGGAGGCCCAAGAGCGAACACCUGUGCCCCUGGGAAUCCCCCGGCCUGUGGGUGUGAGCUGCAGGGGGUGGCCUGGCACAGAUGGUCACCAGGAAUCUGAAUAAAACAUUGCUGGAAGGA
Mauremys reevesii (Reeves's turtle) is the source of this 2479-nucleotide messenger RNA. RefSeq names its product potassium two pore domain channel subfamily K member 6 (gene KCNK6). Gene Ontology annotation, molecular function: potassium ion leak channel activity. Gene Ontology annotation, cellular component: membrane. Gene Ontology annotation, biological process: potassium ion transmembrane transport; stabilization of membrane potential. The record is from RefSeq and is a predicted model, not a curated record. Lineage: Eukaryota; Metazoa; Chordata; Testudines; Geoemydidae. The coding region runs from base 260 to 1204 and encodes 314 amino acids. The transcript is spliced from 3 exons.